AAAUCUGGCAGUGUCCCAACUUCAGACAAUGGACGCAAGAAGUGUCUUCCCGUGUUUUGACGAACCUAAUUUUAAAGCCAAGUUUACACUGUCCAUAAUAUACCAGACAGGAUACACGGCCCUAACAAACAUGCCCCCUGUUUCAACGACUAUACUCAGUUCAGAUUGGCUCCAGACGGACUACCAGACCACACCUGUGAUGUCUACCUACCUGUUGGCGAUUGUGGUGUCGGACUUCAAGUCAAGGAACUAUACCUUUGACAAUGGCUAUGAGCUGAGAAUCUGGGCUCGACCAGACGCCUACAGUCAGACGGAGUAUGCUCUAGAAUUUGCUAAAUCAUGUUACGGCUUCUUCACGGAUUAUUUUGGAACUGCUGAUGUAGUGCCCAAAGCAGAUCACGUUGCGGUGCCCGACUUUAGCGCCGGAGCCAUGGAAAACUGGGGCCUGGUCGUAUAUCGGGAGACUGCUCUGCUUUACGACCGUCACGUGUCAUCCAGCCACAACAAAUAUACGGUGACGUUCAUCGUUGCUCACGAGAUUGCACACACGUGGUUCGGUAACAUUGUCACCAUGCAGUGGUGGGACGAUCUCUGGCUCAACGAAGGCUUUGCUAGUCUGCUCAUGUACGUCGUCAUGGACUCCAUUUAUCCUCACUGGAACGUGUUUGCCAUCGUUAUUGUGGACGACAUAUUGCCGGUGAUGGUGGAAGACGCACUGACAACCUCACACCCGGUGUCAUCUAAAAUAGACAACCCUGAAGAAAUACCUCAGCAUUUUGAUAGCAUCUCAUACAACAAGGGAAUGGCAGUUCUAAGAAUGAUGAUGGAUUUUGCUGGGUCCGAGAAGUUCCGAAAUGGGCUACGUCUGUACAUAGAACGGUACCGAUUCAAAAAUGCUGACAUGGCUCAACUAUGGGCUGUGUUUACAGAGUCCUUCAACCACACCUACGACGUUCCCAAGAUCAUGGACACCUGGACACGUCAGAUGGGCUACCCCAUGGUCACUGUAGAGGACACCGGUGGUCAGUUCGUCCUGCAUCAGAAACGUUUCUUGCUGGACCCAAAAAUGGCUGGAGUUGAGGAGAAGGAAGUCAAUCCAUUUGGAUACAAGUGGUACAUCCCAUUCACGUAUAUCUCACAGGAUUUCCCUAACGACAAGAAGACAGUCUGGCUUAACCUAGCAACAGCGACAAUCCCAAAACCUGUUAACGGAUGGUUGCUAGGGAACUACCAAGUGGUCGGGUUUUUCAGGGUAAUGUAUGACCGCAAAAUGUGGGGAAUGUUGGCUGACCAGUUGAUGAGAAACCAUACUGUGAUUCCAGAAGCCAAUCGGGCAGGUCUUAUUGGUGAUGCUUUUGCGUUUGCCAGGGCCAAUUUGUUGGAAUAUGACGUGGCACUGAAUUUAACCAGAUACCUGAAAAAAGAACUGAGUUACAUUCCCUGGCAAGCCUUUGUCCACUCCAUCGAGUUCAUCAAGGGUAUGAUGGCCAAUAGAGCGGCCUAUGUUCAGCUGCAG
Molecule: messenger RNA, 1516 nt
Organism: Candidula unifasciata
Lineage: Eukaryota; Metazoa; Mollusca; Gastropoda; Stylommatophora; Geomitridae
Source: the annotation of a GenBank genome assembly